AUGUCAAAACCGCCAUCAACAAAGAUCGGUCUCGAAUGCCUACAAAUUGAAAAACGCGAAGAAUGUAUAGAAAUUUUAAACGCCGCUGGUUACAAGAAAGUGAUGUCGUCAUCACUAGAUUAUUUCGAUAGGAUUGUUGGCGGAAUGGUUUGGUGUUUAGUGCGGUGUAAUAUAUCGGUUGAUUUGAAUCUACUCUACGAGGAGAAUUGCUCAAUAGGACACCGAAUAUCCACGACAGAAGUGAUAGUUAGAGCGUUGCUAGGAUUGAAUUGCCCGUAUCGCAUCGAGCCGCAUCAAAUUCAGGGAUUGGACUACGUCAGCAUUUUUCCGAUCAUCCAAUGGUUGGUGAAAGUCUCUGAGGAGAUGUCGAAGAAGGACAAGCUUGAGAAUACCGCGCAAUGGUACGCGAAUAUAGUCGAGUAUUACAACAAUCAGAUAAACGAAGACCUGCAGGCGAAGAAGAAAGAGUUCAUGGAGUUCCUUGACAAACAGGUCAGCGAGGACAAGACGUUCACGAAGCGGAAUAUGAAGCGCACCGAAAUUAGUCGGCCGAUGAAUUUGGAGAUCGACGCGCGCACCACGUUCGCCGAGUACGUGCAGGCGGUCAAGGACGUGGUGCAGAAGAAGACGUCGGAGAGCAUCAAGGAGUUCAAGGCGAAUGAGGCAACGGCGGCGCUGGAAGCUUGCAGCAGUGAGAAAGUUCGAUACGCUGUCGGGCGGUGGAUUAAAGAGAAUUUGGAUAGCGCAAAAAUUGAGGAGAUUUAUCAAGCGGAAAUGAGCAAUGACAAAGAAGGAAGGGAGCGGUAUGAAGAAGUCAUUAACAAUAUUAAUGAAGAACUCCGACGACUCACCAAAAUGAUCGAGUUUGACGCGUUUCAAUACGCGCAAGCUCAAGUCGAAUAUAUUAGUCUUGAGAAGCAGUGGUCGCAUGUACAUGAGCUUGUUAAAGGGUACUCCACUGACGAUAACCAAAAGCUCAACGAUCUUGUCAAGCGUUAUAAUGAGGUUAAGAAGCAUUCGAAGACGGUGUGCUCUGAACUGUGUCGAGACAUUGGUCAGGUCGAUGAGAAGCUUCGAGCCGCACGAUUGAACAUUGAUGAGCAUGGGACGCUUGGCAAGUAUGAGGUGAAAACGCGUGAGGUCGUCGACAAACUAUGCGAUGAGAAGACGGAACGACGACAGUUGGCCGUCAAUCUCGCCGUAAUGCAACGGAAAAUUGAUGAGAGUCUGACGGCGACCGUCGAAACACAAUUCCAUAAGCGGGUGAUGGAAAGAGCCGAAGACAAUUUUGACGUUGGAAUUCCAGUGAUCACACUGAACACACAAUUGAAGACGAUGGUCAUGCAGCAUAAUACCGCCGUUGAUAUUCUGCAUUACACGACGAAAAUAUUGAGCUAUGCGAAUCGUCUUGAAGAAGAGGAGCUGCCGAAGCCGUUGUUCAAAAAGACGUGCGAAGAGUACCGAAUCGCAUUCAUGGCCUAUAUGACCGAUGUGAAGGCGCAACUCUCCGAAUUCCAUAUGAAGGCGAAAUACACGCAAGAGAGCCUUUGGGAGGAGAAGCAGAAGGUGGCGAGGAAGCGAGUAGAUCUUCGCGAUAAGCUUCGAGAGAUGAACACUAGAGCUGAGUACAUUGAGAAGAUUCUGAAGACCAACGACUAUAUCCAUCAGUACCAGCAGCUGCUUGAGCGGGUUUUAACACUUGUCGAGCCGGCUGAAGAAUGA
Caenorhabditis bovis is the source of this 1722-nucleotide messenger RNA. Lineage: Eukaryota; Metazoa; Nematoda; Chromadorea; Rhabditida; Rhabditidae. The record is from the annotation of a GenBank genome assembly.